AUGGUGGACACCAAACGACGAGACAGGCAUUGGAAUGCAACAUUUGUUGACUACUCUUCGCAUCUUUUGCCUGAAGAUGCAGAUUAUCCACUACAGCAUCUUACAAGUUCUGCAGAUGGUCGUGUACUUACUGUUGACUCGCGUUCCGGCUUGGUACUUUGGCAACAUGAUUUUGACAGCGUGAUUGUAAACAUGUAUUUGCUCAAAGAUGAUGGAAUGCAUCGACUACCUAGUACUGCAAUUGGAUUAGAAACAUUUGAAUUGCUUCUACAGGUUGGCGAUAGUAUACAUUUUAUUUUAAAUUUAUUAUUUGUACAAUAUUAAACAAAAGUUAUAGUGAAAGAGAUCUGAAUGGAUCUGGUCCAGAGAGAGAGAUUGGGUUUCUUAGUCUUUCUACAUUCUGGACCAGCCCAAAAUGUUUUGAAAUUUAAUCCAUGACCUUGCACGUGCGUGCCAAGUUUUCUUCUCUUACGUCUUUGUAGAUUAGCGUCCGCGUUUUACUGAAUGUU
Meloidogyne enterolobii is the source of this 509-nucleotide messenger RNA. The record is from the annotation of a GenBank genome assembly. NCBI's taxonomy places the organism in Eukaryota, Metazoa, Nematoda, Chromadorea, Rhabditida, Meloidogynidae.